Choloepus didactylus (southern two-toed sloth) is the source of this 3835-nucleotide messenger RNA. Its product is annotated as protein-L-isoaspartate O-methyltransferase domain-containing protein 1-like. The transcript has 2 exons. The record is from RefSeq and is a predicted model, not a curated record. Bases 1 to 1035 code for a protein of 344 amino acids. Gene Ontology annotation, cellular component: cytoplasm. Gene Ontology annotation, molecular function: protein-L-isoaspartate (D-aspartate) O-methyltransferase activity. Gene Ontology annotation, biological process: protein modification process. Lineage: Eukaryota; Metazoa; Chordata; Mammalia; Pilosa; Megalonychidae.
AUGGCCCCUGGGUCCAGGCCCUUCACUGCUAUUCUUGGUCUCUGUCACCAAGGCAUUGCCUCCGAAAGGUUAAAAAGGCCAUCAGAGCCUGAGGCCGCGACUGUCGGGUUUUCUCCACGGAUCCUGCCCGCCCUUCCCUUCCCCCCGGGCGGCGCGGCGGUGUUGUUGUGGCGGGGGCGGGCGGCCGGCUGCUGCGGAGCCCGCGGAGCCCUAGCGCCUGGACCUGCGCGCAGCUCGGCGGGCCCAACCGACCGGCCGACCGCCGCAGGUCCUUUUGGAAUAAAUCAUGGGAUUGAGCUUCAUUCAGAUGUGGUGGAAUAUGCCAAGGAAAAACUGGAGAGCUUCAUCAAAAAUAGUGAUAGCUUUGAUAAAUUUGAGUUCUGUGAACCUGCAUUUGUGGUUGGUAAUUGCCUCCAAAUAGCAUCUGACAGCCAUCAGUAUGAUCGAAUUUAUUGUGGAGCCGGAGUCCAGAAAGACCAUGAAAACUACAUGAAAAUAUUAUUAAAAGUUGGAGGCAUUCUAGUCAUGCCUAUAGAGGAUCAGUUAACACAAAUUAUGCGAACUGGACAAAACACUUGGGAAAGUAAAAAUAUCCUUGCUGUUUCAUUUGCUCCACUUGUUCAGCCAAGUAAGAGUGAUAAUGGCAGACCCGAUUCAGUGGGACUCCCCCCAUGUGCUGUCAGGAAUCUACAGGACUUGGCUCGUAUUUACAUUCGACGCACACUUAGAAACUUCAUAAAUGAUGAAAUGCAGGCCAAGGGGAUUCCUCAAAGAGUGCCACCAAAAAGGAAACGGAAGAGAGUUAAACAAAGAAUUAACACUUAUGUGUUUGUGGGUAAUCAGCUUAUUCCUCAGCCUCUAGACAGUGAGGAGGAUGAAAAAAUGGAAGAAGAUAACAAAGAAGAGGAAGAGAAAGAUCACAGUGAAGCCAUGAAGCCAGAGCAGCCUCCUCAAAAUUUACUGAGGGAAAAAAUCAUGAAGCUGCCCCUCCCUGAAUCUUUAAAAGCUUACUUGACAUAUUUUAGAGAAAAAUAACUUAGAUCGAGAAGAAAGAAUGCCUACUGAUAAUUCCUUCAGUCUUGAAAAUGUAGCAUUUGUUAGGAGUUAAAAGAGAAAAUUAUUACUUUCAGAGAGAAUUGUAGUGGAAAAAGUAUAACAUGUUUCUGUCUUAGUAAUAAAAAAUAAUGUAUUCAGUGAUUAAAAAGAAUCCCUUUUAUAAAAUCUAUUUUUCUUUAAAUCUCGGAAAAAUGCUGUUUUGACUCUGAGUGAUUUCAAAGUGGAAUGCAGCAAUGAUCAAGACUUUAUGUACUGUAAAUCCUUUUCUGAUUCCUAAUAGAUUUGUAGUGGUGAGGGUUAAAUUUAAUUUUAUAUAAGGUUAAAUAAUGGUUAAGCAUAUAUAAUCUGAUUGGAAUUGCAGUUGUUUAAAUUUCUGCUAGGAAAACUUUCUUAUCUAAUAAGGAAAUCAAAUGCUUUGUAAACCUAUUUACCUUACUUUUGUUGCAAUCACAUUGCUGAGUUGCUGUAGAUGUAUUCCGGGCAAUAUAUGAGUGCAAUAACAAUAAAGAUAUUGAAUAAUUUAGCUUUAAAGAAGACAAAAAGUUUCAUGGAAUUCAACAGCCCUGCUGCUUUGCUUUUGAAUCCAUUGCCAAAAUAUAUGAGGAAAAUAAGUGCUUCUCUCACGGAGAUCUUAAGAGCACAUCAAGUGACUGUUAAAGUCUAUACUUAAUACAACUCUUAAUUUCUAUGAAUCCUUUACAUUUUCAGUAUUUAUAAAUAAUGAGGUUAUCUUACUCUCUGGAGUUUUAAAAGAUGAUAUAUUUAGGAUCAUUUUUUUCUAUAGUCCACUGUAUAAAGUACUUAGUUUUUAAAAGUCCACUAUUCUGCGUUCCUUUUUUAAUAGCCCAGACCAUGAACGAAUAAGCAUGAGUGACCGUCCCCUCUUGGACAGCUCUUAGUAGCAGGGCCAGAGCAGAUUUGUUCAGUAGAUGCACUUUAGCAAAUGGAGCUUCCUUCAUCUGAAUAUUCAUGUUUGACAAGGUAGGGCUGAGCUAGCUGACAUUUGCUUUGGAAUUCAUCUUUUUAAUAUAAGAAAUAUUCAUAGAAAUUGUAUGUAGAUGCCUUUCGUGUUGAAGAUCCUGUUGAGAAUCAUAGUAUAAUCUUUGGGACCUGUGUUGUGCUCAUUUAACUUCUUCCCAUCUUAUCCUUAGUUUCUUUAGGUAAACUUAUAAUGGUUUUGAUUUUUUGCUUAAUAUCACAUGCAUAAACUAUCCAUUGUUUGAAUUUUAGUUGUAGCUUAUCCAUAAUAAAACAGGUCAUAAAUGCUGUUUUCAGUUUGUUUUGUUUAUUUUCCCGGUAGGCUCUGAAAAGUCAUUCCUUGUCUAGAAAGUGUACAUUGUAACAUAUUUACCACUUAAUGUUACAUGGAUUGCAUGUUUUUUAAAAGAAAAACUUGAGAGUAUCACUUACUACACCAGCAUCACUAUUGUAAUAGUAAAUCAGAUUUGCUUAAGGAAUUUCAGUCAAUCAGUAGUGAAAGGAUUAUUAUAUCUUUGCAAAGACUGAAAUAGUGGUAAUACAUAGAUGGUUUCAAAAAUCUCAGCUCUGAUAAUUCUACACAUCUGAAAACAAGUAUUAGAAGUAUUCCAAGCAUUACUUAUCCCAAGUAAAUGAGCAUAUUUUAGUAAUGUGAAAGAUAAUUUCAUGGAAGAUACUUGUUUUGUAUGAAUGACUGGGGUGGGGGGUAGGGGGAUCUCCACAUUUUUUUAGGUGAUUACUAAGGUGUUACUGUUAAGAAAUAUCCCAUCUCAUUUCUAUCAAGAAAAGGAAAUGUAAUGUAGUUUCAUCCAGUUAUCAUGUUAGAAAUGUUCAUUUUAUUUUGCUUUAAAUGUGUGUUUAAAAGUUUAAUCCUGAAUUCCUGGUGCCCACAUAUUUUUAUCUAGAAAACCUUGAGAGAGUAUCAUCUUAUUGUCCCCCAACUCCCACCAUUUUGUUGCAACUGGAGUCCAGACAUGUAAAGAUGUAUAUUCUUAAAUGAGGAUUUUACUAUUUAGGAGAGAGUUUUUGUUAAGGAUAUAUUUGAAGAUUGACUUUUUUUGUAUUGUCUUUCAUUCUUUUGACUUUGGCAAAAUGUACAGUAGAUAUUCAUGAUCAUUGCAUAUUUUUGUCAUUACAAUGUAUCUUCUGUGUUUUUAAAUGCAUUUGUUUUACAGUUGUGAGUUUAUUAUGAACUUCAAAUAAAGAGGUAGAAGUGAAAAAUGGAAGUUCAUGUGAAAUAUCUAUUAAUGGUGAUAUUUUAGAAUAACUAAAAGUAAUUUGGGUUUGUGUUUACUAUUUAAUGAGUCCAUGUUUACUUGAGCAUGGAAAAUUAUGCAUUAUAAAUGGAGUAGUAAAUGAAGAUGGAAUAAAUUUAAGUGAAGAUGUUGGGGAAUAAAGUCAUGAAAUUUUACAGCCAGAUAGAACAAUGGAAAUCAUCUCACCUAGAUCUUUAUUUUGCAGAUGAGAAAGUGGAUAUAGAGGGGUGGCAUGAUUUCCCCAAAUCAUGAAGCUAUUUGGGGACAGGGCCUGAAAUGGUAUCCAGCAUCAGCUAAAUCCCAAGUCUCUGUCACAGGCACCAUAGCUAUGAGGAAGAUGAAUUAAAUCUAUGCUGAUUAUUGGUGGAUAUGUUUGGUUCUAGUGUUAAUAAAGACAAAUGUUAUCAAAAUAGCAUAUGUGGGGGCUAAAAUAAAAAUGUUUGUGUUGAUUUCUAGCUGUUUGAGAUAAUAAAAGUGAAGCUAAACCUGUUAAAUUAUGGGAAGACUUGGAAAAUUAUCUUAAAUAAACAGCUGCAUAUAAUUAA